UCUCGUUCAUAACCGAUAGGCCCUAACCUGGUUCAAAUCCUGACUUUUAGGGUAGGUCGAGGAUGAGUUAGAAAAAACACCGAUUUCUUGCUAUUCAUGGUAUCUUCUUUUAGUGAAUCUUCCAAUUUGCCCGUUUCUUUCGCCGGUGAUUUAACUAAAACCGUCAUGCAUGAUACGGAUGUACCUCUGAUGAAGCUUGGACGCUUCGGCCGGUGGCAGAUCAUCGUCUACAAUUUAUGGGCUAUAAGCAGUAUGGUAAUGUUUGCCUUCCAAUACAUGGCAAUAGUCUUUCAUGGUGGUGUUCCGGAGCAUCGAUGCCGCAUCCCAGAAAAUGUCACGGCUACGAGGGUGGGCCAUUGUCAGCUCUACUUCAAUGUCACAAAUGAGACCACAUCGUGUACAUAUGGCUGGGAAUACCCGGAUAAAGAAUUCGGCAAUACUAUAGUCAGUGAGUGGGAUCUGGUGUGUGAAAGAAACUUCUAUGCAGAGCUGACACAGACCCUGUUCGUCGUCGGAACGAUGGUGGGGAGUGGUCUCAUUUCGCCAUUAUCGGACAAAUUUGGAAGGAAACCAGUUCACCUCAUCUCGCACUUCUUCCUGGCCGUGAUAUCAUCUUCAACCGCAGCGGUUACCAGCUACCCAGCGUUCAUCGCCAUGAGAACAUUGUGUGGAGUUUUAAUACCAGGAAUCGGCCUGACAGGAAUUAUAGCAUCAUGUGAAGUCUUCCCCGCCGGACAACGCACCUUUGCCGGUCAGUUCAUUUACUUCUGGUGGGUGGUGGCGCUCAUGAUCCUGGGAGGGCUUGCCUAUGCCAUUCGUGAGUGGCGUCACCUACAGUUGACUGUGUCAUUGCUGCCGCUGGUAGCAUUGUCUGGAUACUGGUUAUGUCCAGAAUCCAUCCCGUGGUUAGUUGCCAACAACAAGAUAAGGAAAGCCGAGAAGAUAAUCCACAAGGCUGCAAAAAUAAAUAAAGUCAGCCUCCCUGAACACCCGUUUGAAAUCACUGAUGACGAUCUACUGAAAGCAGAUGCAAACGGAGCUGACGCCUCAACACGUGACACACCGCGUGGUAUACUUGACAUUGACGACGACCUUGGGAUGCAGCCACUACCGUCUGCCGCGCUUGAUUUCGACAAGGACGAUAUUGGGAAAUCGAAGCAAAAUGGUAAAGCGAAAAUACAAAAGACAAUCGGAGGGAAACACAACAAAAAAGUGGAGGACAAGCAAGAGUUUAAGGGCGAUAACAUUAUCAUUGCUCUCAAACAUAAGGUAGUUCUGAAGAAUCUGAUGGUACUACUGGCCCUUUGGUUUGUCAAUAGUCUUGUUUACGGUGGCCUUGCCCUCUCAUCAGCCUCGCUAGCUGGGGAAAGGUUCCUCAAUUUCUUCCUGCAGUCGUUGGUGGAGCUUCCUGCAGUAUUCUUAUGUAUCUACGUACUCAAGAGACAUGGUAGACGUUUACCAAUCUGCAUCUUUCACAUAAUUACCGGCAUUUCUCUUGGAGUCAUAGUAUUUGUUCCAGAGAAAACAGAACUUUGGCCAGUGGUGAUGGUGUUGAGUUUAAUUGGACGCUUUGCGAGUACAUUCACCUUCAAUUCACUUAUAAUGUAUACACUUGAGCUGUUCCCUACAAAUGCACGAAAUUCAGCGCUCGGAAUUACGUCGUUUGCUGCUCGUGUGUCAGGAGCUCUCGCACCGUUUUCAACACUUCUGAUGCGGACAAUAUCGUGGCUCCCAGGACUGCUCUUUGGCAUCCUGAGCAUCGUCGUGGGAAUCCUGACGCUCCUCCUCCCCGAGUCGGUCAAUAGGCCAUUGCCAGAAACAGCGGGAGAGAUCGAAGUCUGGCAAAAAGAACAGCGAUUCUGUCCGUGUAUGAAGCCGAAGGCUGCUGCUCUUGAGAAAAGCGAGGAGAGUUCUGAUGAAGAGACUGUUCAUUUUUCUGUUUAAUGCUCAAGC
This is a messenger RNA of Lineus longissimus, 1953 nucleotides long. RefSeq names its product organic cation transporter protein-like. Gene Ontology annotation, biological process: transmembrane transport. NCBI's taxonomy places the organism in Eukaryota, Metazoa, Nemertea, Pilidiophora, Heteronemertea, Lineidae. The coding region runs from base 97 to 1944 and encodes 615 amino acids. Gene Ontology annotation, molecular function: transmembrane transporter activity. Gene Ontology annotation, cellular component: membrane. The record is from RefSeq and is a predicted model, not a curated record. The transcript has 10 exons.